GGACGUUGACAACCGACAUGCAACUCAGUCCCAGACUUGUUCGUUGAUUGGCUAUCCAUGAUCUUAGCCACGCCUCUCUUGGCGAGCUGCGGAGUUGAAAUGAUACCGUGGGAAAGCUUGUCGGUUCAUACGGAUGAACUUCUGUCUCACCUGACACACGCUGAGGAUACGCUCUGAAAUAUUAUCGAAAAAUGAAGAGAAAUCACGAUUUUAGCUCCUCGGACAGUGAGCUCGAUGAGAAUAUCGAAGUGGAGAAGGAGAGUGCUGACGAAAAUGCCGGUGUGAAUUCCCCACUCGGAUCAAUGUCUCCAUCUACAACCUCUCAAGUGCAAGCGAGAAAACGUCGCAGAGGGAUAAUUGAGAAGCGCCGCAGGGACCGGAUAAAUAACAGUCUGUCCGAGCUGCGCAGACUGGUGCCCAGUGCGUUUGAGAAACAGGGCUCUGCUAAACUAGAAAAAGCAGAAAUUUUGCAGAUGACCGUAGAUCAUUUAAAGAUGCUUCAUGCAGCUGGAGGAAAAGGUUACUUUGAUGCUCACGCGCUGGCCAUGGAUUACCGUGGGCUGGGUUUCCGCGAGUGUCUGGCAGAGACGGCGCGUUACCUCAGUAUCAUCGAGGGCCUGGACAACACAGACCCCCUCCGCAUCCGCCUGGUUUCGCACCUGAACAGUUACGCCUCGCAGAGGGAAGCUCAUUCGGGAUUGGGCCACUUGGCAUGGGGCUCUGCAUUCGGGACGCCGCCCGGCCACCUGGCUCACCACCUCCUCCUGCAACAACAGCAGCAGGGGGCACCGCUCCCGCGCAGCACCAGCAGCCCUCCAUCCUCUAAUUCUUCAUCGCCCUCCUCCUCAUCUUCAUCCGCUCCCUCCACAGAGCCGCACGCCCCCAGCAGGCUGACCGGCGCGGUGAUUAGCGAGGCAGGGCAGACGGGACCGCUGAGGGUGCCGCCCAGUACCUCCCUGCCCCCUGGGCUCACACCACCUACAACAUCCAAGCUUUCUCCGCCCCUCCUGACGUCACUUUCGAGCCUGUCAGCGUUUCCCUUCCCGCUGAGCGCAUUUCCUCUGCUGUCCCCUAGUUCGCUGGGCCCCGCGGCUCCCUCCAGCAGCCUGGGGAAGCCCUAUAGGCCUUGGAGCAUGGAAAUAGGGGCCUUCUGAACUGUGCAAAAACAUGAACGCUGUGGACAGACAGUCAGUUAGAAAUGACUUUUCUCUGUAACAUCUGACUAUUUCAAAGAGAUGGACAUAACCGCAGAAUUCCUCUCUGUACAAAGCGAAUACAGAACUGAUGUACUUAUUCGAACGACCCUGUUUUUUGUCCCGUCUCAGGUUGAGCAGAAAUAAGUUCUGGAGAUGGUCGGGUUCUCGCAUAUCAAUUCUGAACAAAUCUAGUUCUUUUGUCCUUCAGUGGAGAAAGGCUAAUAGAGAGAGAGAGAGAGAGAGAGAGAGAGAGAGAGAUGGCUGUUAAUGGAGUUUUACUCUAGCAAGAUUUAAAGGUGCAGUGUGUAAAUUUUAGCGGCAUCUAGUGGUGAGGUUGUGAACUGCAACCAAUGGCUCACUCCACCGCUCAUCCCUCCCUUUCGAAGUAUGUAGAGAAGCUAUGGUGGCCGAUACAGGACAAAUAUGCCGUCGUCUGAGACAGCAGAGAGUAGCUAGUCAAGCAAACACGGCGAAUUUGAUGUAAGGCGACUCGCGGUGGAUGUAGAUAGAAAUAGCUCAUUCUAAGGUAAUAAAAACAUAACGGUUCAUUAUGUAAGGUCUUUAUACACCACUGAAAACAUAGUUGUGUAUAUUAUAUUGCAUUUCUGUCAGUAGAUCCUCCUAAAUAUUACAGACUGGACCUUUAAUUAUAUAAAGAACGAUUUGAUUACGUGAUAUAUAUUUGCAUCCUACAUCUCCUCCAGAUUAAAAGGCAGGAUUUGUCAGAGAAUGAUCUUUUAAAUUUUUUUUUUUUUUUUUUUUUUUUUUUUUUUAUGGGGAAAACCGUUCAGCAUUUCCAUGGAUCUAUGCAAUUAAGUUGAGGUUUUUCAACUUUCCAUCUGCAAAUAUACAAAACCUAUGCAACUGAACCUGUAUUCCUCAGCUGAGUAUACUUUAUUUUUUAUAAAGAUUUUAAGUCAUUCUGGUCAGUGACCUGCAGUGUGUGUUUAUUUGUUUAAAAUGUAAUGAAUUUGUUGUUUGCAGGGAUGGACCACUGGUUCACCUUUUACGGAGACAAUCUAAAUAGACAAUCUCUCAGAACUGCACUAAUUUAAUUGUAGCAAAGGCACUGUUAGGUUUGUUAAUAGCAGAAUUGAGCGCUUAUGGGCACGUUCUCCCUUCAUGCCCCGAAUCAUCUCUCUCUCUCUCACUCUCUUAGUUAACUGUACUUUGGAAAACCAGAUCGUAUUUUUAUGGUAAUAGGGAAUUUGCACUGGCAAAUCAGAUAAGACUAGGGGAAUAGAUUGUACUGGAAGAGAUGAUGUGGUACUGUGCCUGUCCCUCACUAACCUGUGUGACUUUCCUGUAAUAAAAUGAUAUGUGUAGCUAAUAA
Megalobrama amblycephala (Wuchang bream) is the source of this 2529-nucleotide messenger RNA. It is a transcript of the gene hey1, whose product is annotated as hes-related family bHLH transcription factor with YRPW motif 1. The record is from RefSeq and is a predicted model, not a curated record. Gene Ontology annotation, biological process: anterior/posterior pattern specification; regulation of transcription by RNA polymerase II; Notch signaling pathway. Lineage: Eukaryota; Metazoa; Chordata; Actinopteri; Cypriniformes; Xenocyprididae. Gene Ontology annotation, cellular component: nucleus. Gene Ontology annotation, molecular function: protein dimerization activity; RNA polymerase II cis-regulatory region sequence-specific DNA binding; DNA-binding transcription factor activity, RNA polymerase II-specific. The coding region runs from base 192 to 1154 and encodes 320 amino acids. The transcript is spliced from 5 exons.